AUGUCGGGGACUCCACCCCUGUCACAUCAACUACCCCGAAUCAACAAAUUUGUUGGAGAAGCUUUUGAAGAGCAAGCUUUAUCACGGACAAUUUAUACGACAACACACAAAGCGUCAAGAGUGAUUCUUUUGAUCGGUCCACAGACGGCCAGAAAGACGUCAUUGAUAGAUUUUCUCUGCAAUUAUUUCUAUGGAGCUAAGCUGGAUGAACCUACACGUUAUCAUAUUGCAAACGAGAAGUUUGACUCGACGACACCAGAGAAGCAGAUUAUCACUUACGUGUUCAACGAUGCUAAAAUGGACUUCAGACCGAUCGUGAUUGACACACCCUCCACGAGUGGACCUCACGGUGAGGAGAACCGUCGAAUACUAGCUAAAUGGCUAGGAGACAACGAUCGCAUGAAAAUUGAUGCCAUUGGUGUUGUUUUCCCAGCUUUCACUCGACUAACCUCUGAUGAAGAAGAAGGACUACAGAAGGCUCUUCAACUGGUUCCUCCACAUAUGAGACAGAAGCAGAUUGUAUUCAUGACUGGCAGUGAUGGCUCAUCGUUACCUGUAGGCAUGCUUCGCAGGUUCAAUCUCGACAGAGCUGAUGUUUACAAAGUAAAUACUUCUUGCAUAUUCCAGCGCCCUGAAGAGGACCCGCUACAAGAGCACCUUCGCGGUAAUUACUGGCGUAUGAGCGUUGCAAAUUUAGAAGCACUGUUCUCUCGACUGAAAUUCGAAAUUCCGUUUUCGCCUUCAAUUCGAAGCGAAAACAUUUCACCGGCCGUAUCGGUUAGCCUGGGAGGAUCAUCUACAUCGUCACAAAGCUCUAAAGAUACUGUAAUUCGACAGAUCCCUGUCAAGACCGAGGUCUCAAUAACGCAAGGGCCUGCUGUACUACAGACCAGAAUCAGUGACGUCAAAAGCAUUUCUGGUAGAACGACAAGUUCUGGAGAGUUCCCAGAACCACCGCCCCAUCUAAUGAGGAAAAUAAGCUCAGAAGAGACGAUCAAGACCACCACAACUCACUCAGAGGAUUCCACAAGUGUUACCCAUCGGCUGUCUGGUCCGAAAACUAUGGAGCAGCGGUCGACCCUGCCAUCGUCGACAUCCGGGGCUUCGGAUAAUGGAACCGAGACUCAGAAACCCCAUCGCCGCCAGUGUAAGUUUCAGAACCACUCUCUUAUUUCCUGCUACAACGAAAGAAGAGGUGAGGGGGUGCAGUUAUGA
Messenger RNA from Cooperia oncophora, 1215 nucleotides. NCBI's taxonomy places the organism in Eukaryota, Metazoa, Nematoda, Chromadorea, Rhabditida, Trichostrongylidae. The record is from the annotation of a GenBank genome assembly.